GAGAAUGCAAGCAAGCUUCAGCUGCUACUCUUUCUCCUUCUGCAGCCAUGGAAGGAAACGAUUCAAAGCCGAAAUCUUGAAGCAACCAAACCACUGACACUCUCUCCCAUGGCGCGUGCCCAUUCCACUUUCUUCUCCCUCGUUGCACCUUCCACCUGCCCCACACGAACCCAGCCCGUUAUUCUAGCUUUGUCAAUUGUAUCUUCACGCCCUUCAAAAAUCACUCGCAGGAAAAAUCAUUUGCGACCCAAAAUUCUGAAAAUCCUAAACCCUAAACCCGUCGUUCCCCUUCCUCCCCAAGAACCUUCACCACCACUAGAACCCGCUGCUCCUAUUCCCUGCCCUCAGUCCACUGAAGAAAACGAGCUCCUCUCCGUUGAGGCUCCAUCCGAGGAGACUCAUGGCGAAGUUGAUGCCGCUGACGCCACCGAAGAAGCUGAAGAUUUGGAAGACUUGCAAGUCUCCGAGGCCACCAUUGAACCCAAGGAUGUUUCUGGUAAAGUUUCUGCUUCGGAUAUCUUCAAAUUUGGCGGUGUGUGUUUUCUUGGGGCUAUUGUGUAUCAGGCGAUUUUGUCGGUUUUGUUUAUUAUGAAUUACGAUUCGAGAACUAAAGAUGGGAACUUUGAGGUAAAUGGAAGCGAAAAGAGAGAUCUUUUGCUCAAUGGAAAUGGGAAUAGUGAGCCAGUUACCGGUAGCAAUGUGCUUCGUGUGAUGGGUCAAGCUGUGAGGCAAAAGAAAAUUGAGGAGAUUAAGUUAAUGGCAAGGAAAGCUCGGAGAAUUGAGAGAAUGGAGAAGAAGAAGAAGAAGAAUGAAGAAGAAGAAGAAGAUGGUGAUGAUGAAGAUGUGGAUUAUGAAAGUGAUGACGAUUUAAGUUAUGCUUCUAGUCCUAAACCUGGUAUUGAGAGAGAGAUUGGUGCACGCUUAAUGAAGCUGCAGAAUAGAAUCAAUGGUAAUAAGGAUGCUCAUAAGAAUGCUCAUGAAGGAAAUGAGCAAUUAAUGUUCAAGAAAAAGCUUAAAUAUAAGUACCCUUCGAUUAAGGCAACAAAAACUCCCAAGGGAUUUCCCGGGACUCGAGAUCAUAAAGCACCUGAUGCCAAAGAUAGAAAUUCAGAAGUUAGAAGGGAGGUUGUUAGUUCUGUGAGUGAUGAUAUUCAUCAUGCACAAAUAUCACAUGAAGAUAAGCCAGUGAUUGAACAAGAUGACGAGAUACGGGAAAGUACACCGAGUGUUCCACUGAAAGAAAGAGGAGAGUCUGUUGCUCAAGAGUCCGAGGCAAUUCUAAAUAAUGGGAAGAAUUUGGAAAGAAAUCUGGAGACGCCAAAACCUGGAGUUAAAACAACAAAUGCAAACAACAGUGGUGUCUGGAAGACUAGCUUUGGGUUGUCUGGAGUUGAAUUAAAACAAUCGAGAGAACCGAGGAAACAAAAUUCUGAGAGUUUUGUGGAAGAAAAGCAGGACACUGACCCUAGUUUUGAAAAGGAUGUGCUGCAGAACAUAAAUGGCAGUUCAAGAAAUGGAUUAGCUAGGAAAAAGACCGAGACUGAUACGUGGUGGCUCAACCUCCGUUAUGUUCUAGUAAUUCUCAUGCAAGGAGGCGUCAACGGGGGAACAAAAGGGAUCUAUAGUGUAAAGAUCGGUUCUAAGGGGCAGGACCAAAGUGAAGAUUCCUAUAUUGUUGCUUUUGAGGAUCAUGCUGAUGCCAACAACUUUUGUUUUCUACUGGAGUCCGCUUUCAAGGAGUUGGGUGAUUUCAGUGCAGAUGCUGUUCCGAUGACAAUACAAGAACUCAAAAAAGAAAUAUUGUCACGUGGCAAGCAAGUAGUAGUUGUGAAGAAGAGGCAGCUUCAACUCUUUGCUGGGCAACCACUUGGUGAUGCUGAGAAGGCCUUGUGCUCUUUAAUUGAACAUGAUCAAAAUGUGAUCACAUCCAGAUGACCAUUAUAGAAACAGCAAUUGCUGUUUUGUACAGCGUCAAGAGAGUGCUUGUUAUUCUGAUCUUGGUAGAAUUCUUUGAUCAUGGGAAUAGGCAAAAUGUUAGGUAGGAAAAAUCACAAUGUUAUAUGGAACAUCAGCUCAGUUUUUGUUCCAAUUGUAUAAAUGGAAUGAACUCAAUGGAAGUAGUCGAAAUUUCUGGAGUAGAAAUCAAAUUGGAAAUCUUUGUUAUUCUUUAAUGAUCAAUCUGCUAGUUUCUUUAA
Arachis duranensis is the source of this 2195-nucleotide messenger RNA. RefSeq lists its product as uncharacterized. NCBI's taxonomy places the organism in Eukaryota, Viridiplantae, Streptophyta, Magnoliopsida, Fabales, Fabaceae. The transcript has 4 exons. The coding region runs from base 109 to 1935 and encodes 608 amino acids. The record is from RefSeq and is a predicted model, not a curated record.